Clupea harengus (Atlantic herring) is the source of this 1107-nucleotide messenger RNA. RefSeq names its product GTPase IMAP family member 7-like. NCBI's taxonomy places the organism in Eukaryota, Metazoa, Chordata, Actinopteri, Clupeiformes, Clupeidae. The record is from RefSeq and is a predicted model, not a curated record. The transcript has 3 exons. Gene Ontology annotation, molecular function: GTP binding. Bases 1 to 1107 code for a protein of 368 amino acids.
AUGACCUUCACCACAGCUCCAAAUUUGUCUCCUCUAAGGGUCGUGCUGCUGGGGAAAACUGGUUCUGGAAAGAGUGCCUCAGGAAACACCAUCCUGGGGAGGGAAGCUUUUAAAGAGGACGUCUCAUUUGAAUCUGUGACUGAAACCUGCAGUAAUCAACAUACUGUAGUGAAUGGCAGAGAAAUUACAGUGAUUGAUACACCAGGAUUGUUUCAUACAGAAAAGCCUAUGGAAGAGCUGAAUGAUGAGAUGGAGAAGUGUGUUGAGAUGUCUGUGCCUGGGCCUCAUGCCUUCCUGCUGGUGAUCAGAUUAGGUGUCAGGUUCACAAAGGAGGGGAAGAAUGCUGUGAAGUGGAUCCAGGAGAACUUUGGUGAGGGGGCGCUGAAGUACACUAUAGUGCUCCUCACUCAUGGGGAUGUGCUGGAGGGGAAAUCAGUGAAGGAUGCUCUGUGCAGAAGUCCUGCUCUCUCAUGUCUUACUGAACAUUUUGGGGGUAGAUAUCACGUCUUCAACAAUAAGAGUAAAGACAGGACUCAAGUCAGAGAGCUAAAGGAGAAAAUUGAGGCCAUGGUGAAGGAGAAUUGGGGAGCAAACUAUACCAGUGAGAUGUACAAGGAGGUGCAGAGAAGAAUAAGAGAAAAGGAGGAGAGGAAAAGAGAAGAGGAAGAGACACGGAAAGCAGAGGAAGAGAGAAAGAAAAAACUAGCAGAAAUGAAGUUAGAAAAUGAUAAGAGAAAGAAGGGAGAGGCACAGAUGAAGGCCGCAGAAGAAAGGAGGCAGAGAUUAGAAGAAGAGGAGAAGGCCACGGAAGAAAGGAGAAAGAAAUUCAAAGCAGAGGUGGAGGAGGUCGAGGAAAAAUACAGGCAGAGAUUCGAAGCAGAGGAGAAGGACUUCAGAGAACAAGAUAAAAGAGCUAAAAUCACUGCUGUGUUUGGUGCACUAGGAACUGUAGGAGCAACAGUAGCGACAGGAGGAGCAGCAGGAGCAGCAACAACAACAACAACAACAACAGCAGCAGAAGCAGUAGGAGUAAAUGCAAUAUCAAAAGCAAAUGCAGCAAAAGUAAACGCGGCAGCAGCCGCAGCAAAAGCAAAACAAAAGCAAUAG